Chiloscyllium plagiosum (whitespotted bambooshark) is the source of this 862-nucleotide messenger RNA. The record is from RefSeq and is a predicted model, not a curated record. Lineage: Eukaryota; Metazoa; Chordata; Chondrichthyes; Orectolobiformes; Hemiscylliidae.
CCAUGUGUUUGUUCAUGCACAGCUCUUUUUCUGUAAUACAGAGAUAACAGGAGAGUGGAUAAUCCUGACAGGCCUGAGUUAUCUGCCUGCCACUCCUGGCCUGUCUUGGUAUAUACAGGAUGUGUUCACUGACUGAACUGUAGCUUUAACAGAGUUUGAUGGCCUCACAAACAGAGCCCAGCUGAAAAAAAUAAAAACACGUUUCUCAGCAGCACGAUGAGACAAUGACCUGAUCACCAUGAACUUGGAAGGGCUUGAGAUGAUAGCAGUUUUGGUGGUGAUUGUGUUGUUUGUUAAAGUGUUGGAACAGUUUGGUCUGCUGGAAGCAACUGUUGAAGACAGUGUUGAAGAUGAGUUGGAAAUGGCUACCGUCUGCCAUCGCCCUGAGGGGCUGGAGCAGCUUGAGGCACAAACUAAAUUCACAAAGAAAGAGCUCCAGAUCCUCUAUAGGGGUUUUAAAAAUGAAUGUCCCAGUGGCAUAGUUAAUGAAGAGACAUUCAAAGAGAUUUACGCACAGUUUUUUCCCCAAGGAGAUGCAUCCACAUAUGCACAUUUUCUGUUUAAUGCCUUUGACACAGACCACAAUGGUUCAGUGAGUUUUGAGGAUUUUGUUAUGGGCCUUUCUGUUUUACUUCGUGGAACAAUACAGGACAAACUUAAAUGGGCUUUCAAUUUAUACGACAUAAAUAAGGAUGGAUAUGUAACAAAGGAGGAGAUGUUGGACAUAAUGAAAUCUAUUUAUGACAUGAUGGGAAAAUACACUUAUCCUAUUCUCAGAGAGGAAACACCCAGACAACAUGUUGAGAUUUUUUUCCAGGUUUGUGAUGUACAAUUUUAUAGUAAACACAAACAAAAUGCAUAA